AUGCUGCCUUCUUCCCGGACCCAGCUGGGGCUCUUCUUCAUCCUCCUUUGCCCUGCCAAUAUCAUCGGGCUCUGGUGGGCAGUGGGGAGCCCCCUGGUCAUGGACCCCAACAGCAUCUGCCGCAAGACGAAGCGGCUGGCGGGCAAGCAGGCGGAGCUGUGCCAGCUGGAGCCAGAGAUUGUACAGGAGGUGGCCAAGGGCACCAAGCUGGGCGUCCGGGAGUGCCAGUACCAAUUCCGCUUCCGCCGCUGGAACUGCACCAGCCACAGCAAGUACUUCGGCAAGAUCUUACAGCAGGAUAUCCGUGAAACAGCCUUCGUGUAUGCCAUCACGGCGGCCGGGGUGAGCCACGCCAUCACACAGGCCUGCAGCAUGGGAGAGCUGCUGCAGUGCGGCUGCGAGCUGACACGGAGCCGGACUCCUCCCUCCCCCACGGCGGGUCCGGGCACGGAGGGCACGGCCUGGGAGUGGGGGGGCUGUGGGGACGAUGUGCAGUUUGGCUACGAGAAAUCCCAGCAGUUUAUGGAUGCCAAGAACAAGAAAGGCAAAAAUGACAUCCGAGCUCUUAUCGACCUGCACAACAACGAAGCCGGGCGCUUGGCGGUGCGCAGCUACAUGAGGACAGAGUGCAAAUGCCACGGGCUGUCGGGCUCCUGCACCCUGCGGACCUGCUGGCGGAAGAUGCCCCACUUCCGCGAGGUGGGGGACCGCCUGCUGGAGCGCUUCAAUGGGGCUUUCAAGGUGAUGGGAGGGAACGACGGGAAAACCCUCAUCCCUGUGGGUGACAACAUCAAGCCCCCUGACAAGCAGGACCUCAUCUACUCCGCUGACUCACCGGAUUUCUGCUCAGCUAACCGUAAGACAGGCUCACUGGGCACCCGGGGCCGUGUCUGCAACAGCACAGCCAUGGACACGAGUGGGUGCGACCUACUGUGCUGUGGGCGAGGGCACCGGGAUGAGACAGUGGUGUUGGAGGAAAACUGCCUUUGCCGCUUCCACUGGUGCUGUGUGGUGCAGUGCCGCAAGUGCUCCGUCCGUCAGGAGCUCAGCCUCUGCGUCUGACAGCCUGGGGUCAGCCAAGGACAAUUUGGGGGGCCACCUCCAGGCUCACGCAGCCCCCCUGGGACAGAGACACGUGGAGCCAGUGGCAGGGACA
Messenger RNA from Chiroxiphia lanceolata (lance-tailed manakin), 1156 nucleotides. It is a transcript of the gene WNT6, whose product is annotated as Wnt family member 6. Gene Ontology annotation, biological process: canonical Wnt signaling pathway; multicellular organism development; cell fate commitment. The coding region runs from base 1 to 1062 and encodes 353 amino acids. Lineage: Eukaryota; Metazoa; Chordata; Aves; Passeriformes; Pipridae. The transcript is spliced from 4 exons. Gene Ontology annotation, molecular function: frizzled binding; cytokine activity. The record is from RefSeq and is a predicted model, not a curated record. Gene Ontology annotation, cellular component: extracellular region.